Molecule: messenger RNA, 1753 nt
Organism: Arachis stenosperma
Lineage: Eukaryota; Viridiplantae; Streptophyta; Magnoliopsida; Fabales; Fabaceae
Product: protein DETOXIFICATION 41-like
Exons: 8
Coding region: 102-1634 (510 amino acids)
Biological process (GO): xenobiotic detoxification by transmembrane export across the plasma membrane
Cellular component (GO): vacuolar membrane
Molecular function (GO): antiporter activity; xenobiotic transmembrane transporter activity
Source: RefSeq, a predicted model, not a curated record
UCUGCUUGCCUAAGCAUACACAGGAGGAACAAACCCAACUUUCCACAUCUUAUUUAUACAAGUUUACUAGCAAUAACUUUUCAUGUAGUGAACUAGUUUGAAUGAUUAGUGAGACACACAGAACCAUGGGGUCUGUGGAGUACCAACCAUUGCUAGACUCAAACACAAAGGUUUCAUCUUUGUCAGCUGAUGCCAUUGAGGAAUUCUUAGAACACAAGCCAAUCGAGGCACGGUGGUGGCUGAAGCUAGUUGCUUGGGAGUCAAGGCUCCUCUGGCUCCUCUCUGGUUCUUCCAUUAUUGUAUCCAUUUUCAAUUACAUGCUAAGCUUUGUAACAUUGAUGUUCACUGGCCAUUUGGGGUCUCUAGAGCUCGCUGGAGCUUCCAUAGCUAGUGUUGGAAUUCAAGGUCUUGCUUAUGGAAUUAUGUUGGGGAUGGCGAGUGCAGUGCAAACAGUGUGUGGCCAGGCUUAUGGAGCUGCGAAACACGUGGCAAUGGGAGUCAUAUUGCAAAGAGCAAUCAUCUUACACAUAGGUGCAGCAGUGCUACUCACUUUUCUUUAUUGGUUCUCCGGACCUUUUCUAAAAGCCAUAGGUCAAUCAGACAGCAUAGCCGCGCAGGCGCAGAUUUUUGCCCGAGGACUAAUCAUUCAGCUCUACGCAUUCGCGGUAACCUGUCCAAUGCAGAGGUUCCUCCAAGCACAGAACAUAGUGAAUCCUUUGGCAUACAUGUCAGUUGGUGUGUUCCUUCUGCAUGUUCUUCUGAGUUGGCUAGUUGUCUAUGUUUUCGAUUAUGGACUUCUUGGUGCAGCACUCACACUCAGCUUUUCUUGGUGCAUUCUUGCUUUGUUGAAUGGUUUGUACAUUGUUCUUAGCCCAAGGUGCAACCAAACUUGGAAUGGCUUUACUUUAAAAGCCUUCAAAGGAAUUUGGCCUUAUUUCAAGCUCACACUUGCUUCUGCUAUCAUGUUAUGUUUGGAGAUAUGGUACAAUCAAGGACUAGUGCUUAUAUCAGGACUGCUCUCAAAUCCAACUAUUUCACUGGACACGAUUUCAAUUUGUAUGAACUACUUGAACUGGGACAUGCAAUUUAUGUUAGGACUUAGUGCAGCUGCAAGUGUGAGGGUUAGCAAUGAAUUAGGAGCAGCACAUCCAAGAGUAGCAAAAUUUUCGGUGUUUGUAGUAAAUGGAACGAGCGUCGCGAUCAGUAUAGUAUUUUGCGCCAUUGUCUUGAUCUUCAGGGUUGGUUUGAGCAAGCUUUUCACUACUGACUCUGAAGUUAUUGAGGAUGUUUCUAACUUAACUCCAUUGCUAGCCAUGUCUGUUUUCCUUAAUGGCAUUCAACCUAUACUCUCAGGAGUUGCAAUUGGAAGUGGAUGGCAAGCUAUAGUUGCUUAUGUUAACUUGUUUUGUUACUAUGUUAUUGGUCUUACUGUUGGAUGUGUCCUUGGCUUCAAAACAUAUUUAGGAGUAGCUGGUAUCUGGUGGGGAAUGAUCCUUGGAGUUUUCAUACAAACAGUAACUCUUAUAAUUCUGACUGCAAGAACAAAUUGGGAUAAUGAGGUUGAGAAAGCUGUCAUUAGAAUCAAGAGAUCUGCAGAAGAUGAUACCUUAGAACAAUUGGUUGCUGAUGCUUAGAAUAAUAAUUUACAUCACUUUUCUCUGAGCUUAGUAGAAAUGCUGAUUACCAAGCACAAUGAUGUUGUAGUUCAUGAGGGUUUCUUUGUGUCUUCACAUAUUUUUGGUAUCAAAUAAGG